GCUACUUAACCUGCAGGAAGACUGAACAGAUUACAUCAUAACAAUUCUUUUCUUUUGUAAGGUAAGGUGACUGAAAACCUCCCUUAAUAUAACUCCAUUUCUUAAUAUAAGUAAAAAAAAAACUCGAAAAAUUCAAGGCAUACGAAAUUGGCGGAGAUCGAUAUUUAGGUGUUAGAGGCUGACAUGGGUGCUAUAUAUCUCAUAUUUUCCAAAUCAACAGUCUUCAAACACAAAUGAGGGUUUGAUUGUAAGAAAGGAAAAGACGUGCAGUGAAAGAGUGAAAGAGAAUGCUUCUGCACGGUAUCCUUACCCAAUUUGGAAACGUUCUUUGCAGAGAAUACAAAGGGGCAAAAGCAGAAACUUCAAUUUUUAUACUAAGGAUAGUUUGCUCAGGAAAACUUACUGCGGAAAAUACUGGGCGAAGUAUAUCGCCACUGUUAAAGACAAGGAGUUAAAAAAAAGGGAAUUAGUACCAAACAUUGUAAAAAUGCAAGGAACUAAAUCCGUCUGGAGUGUACGAGUUUAGGGUGAUUAGAUCGAAGAGCCCAAUUAUGGCAAGAAAUAGCAGCAACACUCAGGUCUGGAAUAAAUGUUAACCGCUUCCGGCCUUGAGAAAGGCCUUGAAAACUGAAUUGAGAGCGAACCUGAUUUUUUUAAUGUCCUAAAACCUCUUUUUUUUUCCGAGUUACGGCGACACGUUUAAGAACACCAACAACGAAGGCGUCGUGUGGUGUUUAAGAACUAAUAUGCACCAGGAAAGAAAUUUGAUUUAUUCCCUUUGUAUACUAAUACUAAACUCCUUCGCAUGUUAAUUAACGGUUUAUUUGUCCCUCUUUCCUUUCUUACAAUCAAACCCUCAGUUGUGUUUGCAGACUGUUGAUUUGGAAAUUAUGAGAUAUAUAGCCCCCCUAACCUUUCCUCACCCUCCAAUAAAAAUAAAAUAAAAUAAAAAUAGAAAAAGCAAAUGAAUGUCCAGAUCCUCUCGAUCGGAUCUCGAGGUUUACCAAUAAGAUAAAGGAAAGAAAGGGUUGAAAUCACCUUUUUUUUCAAAUGUCAACGUCAAAUCUUAGAGCCGUUUCUCCAAGAUAUUGAAAAUUCAGGAUAACUGAGGAAGACAAACCUAAACAAUUAUAGAAGCAUAUGGUUUUCAAUUUCAUUCCUGAUCAGUUUCUUUCCCAUAUCUUAUUUUUAGAGGACUGAACGCGCACAGACAAGGUUGAAGUAUUAUGGCGGUAAGUUGAAUAUAAUAUGUUCCCUGAUUCUUGAAUCCAGAGUCUUGCCACAAAAAGGUUAAUUUAUAUGUAAGUUGCUUGCUUUUUUUCAGUUUUUUACUCUUUGAUUCACGUGUGUUCAGUUUCGAUGAUGAACGGUAUAUUUUAUAUACGCAUAAUACUGAUAUUACUAGUAAGAACCUGGUAGUUUAAGCUGUCAAAAAUUUGCUAUUUUAACAAUCAAAAUACUAACAUUAGAGCUGUACCUGUUUGGCCAAGCAAGAUCAAGCAAGUUCUUUUUUGUGACGUACACAUAAAUUAUGACAAACAUUUUAACCAAGAAGUUUGACUUUGAAAUUCGAAAUUUUACAGCAGUCUUAUAUUUCCUUCACAGAAAAUACAAACCGAAUUUACGAAUUAAUAUUCUUAGGCUGAAUUGCAAAUCACUACUUAAAAAUACAGGAACCUAUUUCGCCAGAAGUCCAAAAAUGCAAGUUCUUACACGUGGGAAGGGGUUUUAUUGUAAUAAACAGGGAAGUCAUACAUGACUUUUUAGCCAAUUAUUAUGGUACCAGAUGCCUUGUUGAUGAACGCUUGAUUGACAGGCGUUCGAAAGCGGAGUAAAGAAUUCGGGUGUACCGGAAACGUACCGCUUGCAUGUACUCGCUCACCCUAUCCCAUAGACUAGUCUCAUUUAGUUAAUAUCGCUCCCCUCCACCUCGCUUUAUGGCUUCUUUCUGCCGUGAAACUCGCGAGGACGACUUUUGGAAUGCAUUGUGCUCCAAAUGUGAGAACGCACGUUUGUUUGGAAGAGGUACACACCGGCGACUUUGACAAGAUUCAUGCACGUAUUCGUAAGAUUGAAGCAGUUCGAUAACGUGACUCGUGAAUGUUUAUUAUUGAAUCUGUUCAGUUGACUUAGUCAUUACGCUAAUCAUACGGAGUAACAGUGUUUUUUUUUUAUAUUUUGCAUUCAGUUGAUUGACAAGCUGCUACGUGAAUUCGCGAAGGAAAAUUUUGGUGAUCGAGAACGAAGCUAUUUCCCUGUUGUCCAUGGCCGAACCCAAGAUAUAAAGUUACUUACGCUUGUAGUAAACAAACCUACUACAUCCGAUCAAGAAUGUGAAGUCAAACCGCAGAGGUACACCGUUCUUGCGGAAUUAGGAAGGUACGCAGCUGAGGAAAACGCUGAAGAAUUUGAGGCCAUGAUGAAGAAAUACAUCGUAAAAGAAGACUGCGGGAUAUUACCAGAGGGUGAAAAUGUAGAUGAUAAAGGAGCUGGAAGGUAAAUAUUAAAUUGACAGUAAUGAAACAUGGUUUAUAAAAAAAAUAAAAACGUCUUUUUGCUCUGAUCAGAUUUGGGGUACCUUGCGAGUUGAUCAGUUUACUUCGUUCUUCUUAGAUAACUUGGUAGGAAAGGUCAAAGCGACUCUGGUAUCCAAAAAAAAAAAAAAAAAAACUCAAAGUAAAAUCUGAGGAACUGAGAUCACUACUAGGUUAUUGCAAUGAAAAGAAAUAUUGUAGAAACUAUCUGGUCAACUUAAGAAAUAUCACCUCUCCUGAUAAUCUCCACCCAUGCAAGGAUUUUUCUGUUUAGUUUUUUUUUACCCAGUAGUGCAGUACUAACCAAUUUUUCAUGUUGCACCAGCCUCUAAAAUCUCAUGCGAAUACUUAUUUGAGUUCUUUAAUUCAGGUCGGUAGAAAUUGGAGGAGACGCUGAUAAUUUUGGCAGGAAAGGGAUCAAGAUAAGUGAAGAUCUGGGAUCCCUAGUGCUGGGAAGAAUUGAUCAGGAAUACAUACGUGAUCCGGACCUACGUGAAGUAUUGGCUAAAACAGAUCUAGACAACGUAAAAACAGAUGUCUUCGAAGACCAACAACUGAGCUUGAUAAUCUCAGUAAUUUUCAGUGAGCGAUUUGAAGUUAAAGGCAAGAGAAGGAACAAGGUAUUUUACUGUCGGAAAACUAUUCCAUGGUAGUAAAGUAGUGAUGAAAUUAAUACGGUAACCUUUCUGCGCAGAAAUCUCAUUAACUUACACAAAACAUCAAGGACGGCAAAGAUGAUUUCAUAGGCUUUUGUCUUUUCUCUAAUGAAUAAAAUGCGGGAUCGACAAAGGGUCAAUAAUGCGUAGGUGUUCAUGUAUUAUUACACAAGUCAAUAAGAUAGCAGCGCAAAAGCGGUUAAUUUCAUCACUACUAUACCACUUUCAGUCAUAUCUGAUAUUAAAGUGAUGAAUAAGUGAGAAGAGAAAAGGAGUGUUUAAUUUCAUUUUCACUUAUAAAUAAGCGAUCUUGCACGUUCUUGAAGCUACAAGUUUUUUUUCUUGUGAUGGGCUGUACUGUUGUAGAUUGAGUAUGGCAGAGUGUGAAUUACAGUGGUCUCUUGAUAAGAAAUAAAAGUUUAAGAUCCGGAAAGAUGCAUUACCAUAGACUCUUGCCUAAUCAAAGAUGUUUUCAAAAUUCAGCCAAAAAAUAAUCCUCAGUUUACAUUAAUGCUGCCAUUCGGUGGACAAAGUACUUCUCUAUUUACUCAUUUGAACAUUGGUUUUGAAGAUCGAAGGAGACGCAGAAGUAAAUCCCCCAGGGGUGAAAGAAACACGCAAGACGAUUGAAAUUCCUCCAAAUAUAGCAACGAGGCUGAACACUCGAGGACCAAUCCUGUUCAAGUGCUGCCGCGUUGUGUUUAACAAGGAAACAAAUCGAUUGGAACUCUCCGCUGAAGAGGUUGUUGGAAAAGAUUUUCUAAGAUGUAAUGAGGACGAGGAGGACGAUGAGAACGAUAACGGUAAGAUCAUAUACAUACAUAUAUAUAUAUAUAUAAUUAGUAUAUACACACUCAGUGAUCUUGGUGAUUUAAGCAAUCUGAUUGGUUCGCUAUCUCGGACUAUUCAGCAAUAUUCACCUCCUAGCGAGUGGAUAAUGUGUGAGCUCGGUGUUUUUCCCGUUUUUUCAGAGAACGAUCUUUUAAAAGUCGACAAAAUCCUAGGGCUGACUUUUUUUAAGGCAAGAAAAGACUUGGAAGGAUUCAAUACGGCGUUUUUCAAUUUACUGUAGCAGGAGUUUUGUGCUCGAUGGAUUGUUUACAACUCCCGUGUAUUCGCGUAGAAGAAGCCGUUUCGUGAACUCAGCGUUUUCUAAGAAGAAAAUUUUGGCUCAAAAAUCGAAGUUUAUUUAUGAGAAACAAAUUUAAAAGGAAAUGUUUGCAGAAAUUCUACAUUUCAAGUAAACAGGAAAAACAAUGAUACAGGAAGACGACCUCUUACCUCGAGCAACCGAGCCGCCAUUUUUGUCAGCACUUCAUGCGAAGAACGACACAACAUGCCCUUUUGGCUAUAAACUUGGCGAGUCAACAGAAAACAACACAGCUCUACUUUUUUUUUUUCUCAGGUAAGGAAACAGUUCAAACUUUUAGCGAUUCCAUUGAAGCCAUUACGCUGUUGUUUGCGAAAUGAGUAAACUUGUGAAUUGCCAUGUUUGAAAAUUCUGCAAAGAUCUAUUUUAAACUUACGCGUGAUUUGAUCUGUCAAUCAAAUCCUACUUUUGAAUGGUUUCCUUUCUGAUUUUGUUGAGAUCACUUCGUGUGUAUAUACUAAAACAAUUAUUCUUCUCAAUCUCGGUGAAUAGUGGCUUUGGGAAUAUUUACCUCGCCGCUUUCGCGGCUCGGUAAAUAUUUUGCCACUAUUCACCUCGAUUUCAAAGAAUAAUUGUUAAAUAUACACCCGUUUUCAAAAAGGUUUUCAUAUAGAGAGAUAUAUAGAUAGAUAUAUACUUUUAUUUUCUUGCACUUGCGCCCUUGAGCAUUUUUCACUUCUUAUUGUCCAACUUGUGAAAAAGCUCGGUUCAACGAUGAAUUUUGUCUUCGUCAGGUUCCUUAGUUCUAAUUUCUCAAAAAAAAAAAAGAAUGCACAAAUAUUGUCUGCAAUUCUCUUGUUUUGCAUGCUCUUGAAAAUUAAAGAAUGCGGAAUUCGGUCAGUUGUAGGUCAUAUAAUUGUUGUCGUUACAGGAUAAGCGGAAAAACCUCAAAAAUUUUAAUUUCCGCGACAACGGAGACGAAAUGGAAAAAAAAGUGUUUUCGAAACUGCUAUUUUUUUUUUCUCAGAAGGAAGAUGUACGGUGAAUGAUGUCCGCGAUAUUGGAUAUGUGAGAAGGAGCAACAAAUAGCAGUUUAUUAAUACGGACCAAGACGUUGAUGAGUUGGUCAUAUAUAUUUAUGCCUCGCUUUUUUUUGUUUAAAAUCACAUCUUGUAAGACAACGUCUCACUGAAGACAGAAUAAACUCUCGGCCACAAAAUAAUGUUUUGAAGUUAGUUUACAGUUUCUCUUAAGAACGUCCCUGGACGGCGCAUAAUACACUCUAUAACAAAAAUGCUUCGCCACUUGUUAUAGAUGCCAUGACAUUAAUGGCCUACCAAUUUGGGGACUUCCGUUUCUACGGAACGACACAGAAUAUUAAAAAAAAAUUGUUUUCUGUGUGACGGCUUAUAAUCAGCAAUAUAAUUAGCCAUUGCAAAUUUGUAUUGCAGGGCGCAUGCACUUUUCUAAAAAAAACUCAGCAACAUGUUCUUUUCAAAUUGGAACAAAGAACCCGAAGAAUAAAAAAUUUAUCGUUGAACCGAGUUUUUUCACAAGUUAGGAAAUAGCGGGUGAAAGAUGCACACGGGCGCACGCGCAAGAAAACAAAAGUAUAUAUGUAUCUAUAUAUAUAUCUCUAUCUGAAAACCUUUUUGAAAACGGGUGUACGAGGGAUGACGCAGUGGUGAGAGCACCCAUCUCUCACCAAUGUGACUCGAGUUUAAAUCCCGGCAUCGUAGUUAUGUGAGGUUCUCUCCUUUGCUCCGAGACGUUUUCCUUGGUACAUAACACUCCGGCUUUCCCCUCUCCGGAAAACCAACAUUUCCAAAGUCCAAUUGCACCAGGAAUGUAGAUGUGCUACCUCUAAUCGUUGUUUAUUAUUUAUUGAUUGAUUUAUUAAAUAACAAAGAAGAAAAUGGAAGUCAUUACUUUGAUUUGAGGUACGCAGUUGACCGCUGUUGUAGCUCUUCUAUAGCGUGUUUAUCGACGUAAUUUGAUUGUAUAAUUGCACAGAUAGAUUGAAUUUAAUUAUAUAAUAUUUGCGAACAAUUAGUUAGGUUAAUCUAUUAAGUGCUGGCUUAUACCUCAAAGUGUAAUUAGAAACUAUCUUUAGGUGCAGAUUCUUAAACAUAUAAGAAAACAUAUGACAUGGAAAGCAUUUAAAACAUUUUUGAGUUUGUAACGGGAUAAAGCUUUAAAUCACGACCUGAGGAAUAAUUCUGAAAUAUUUUCUUUUUAUUGUACAUGGAUUUUGGGGAACAGUGCACAUUGUUGCUAGAGUCCGAGGAAUCAUUCCGAAAUAUUUUGUUCUUAUUAUAGAUGGGUUUGAGGCACAGUGUACAUUGUAGCUAGAGUUGCCUCCUCUUUAUUUUCUUUCCACAAGGUUGGGAGAUUUGUGUUUUGUUCAAGAUACGGCGUAGCAAUAUAAAUUUUUGACAGUUGUAUUAAAAUGCUAUGUUCUAAAUUCAUCCAACAGGUUUGUCUGAGAAAAAUGAAACUGGAACAAACGGGGCUGCGCAGGACGAGCCUUUGAAGUCAAGUGACUGACUUUGCUAUCAUCUUGAAGCAAUUUUAUGAUCGCAUCUCGAGUCUAACAUGUAUCUGUAAGGUGCGAUCAGGGUUUAAAAUAGUACUGUAAACGUAAGAAUAAAAUAUGUUUUUUUUUUUACUUUACUUUCAAUCCCGGUCAUAAUUACUUGAACCUUUUAAGGACGCACGUGAGAGAGGGUACACGUGUUGCUUCUACCUCUCUUCCUCUAAUAACACAGGUGGAAAGAUAGAAGGAGUGAGAAGAGGCGGGGGCGUUGGGUUAGGGGGAGAGAUCGGUAAGGUAGCCUUCCAGCGAUUAUGAUUAUGACCGAGAUUGUGUCUGCUGAUAUUCAAUUUGUAAGAUGUAGAUGUCUGUAAAACGUUUAAAUCUCGUGAAUGUCUCUCAUGGCUGUUGCAUACUUAAACGUUGGUGCCACUAGUUCUGAGAGAUUUAAAGUUACGUCAAACCAUCACGAUAAUGAAAGAUUUCUUAUUUGCGUAUGAUAGAGUCGUUUAGAUUUGUUGAGCGUGUCUAAGUGUAGCAUAGCCGUUGCUAGUGAUUAAGAAAUUUUCGUUAUUAAACCACACUCAUGGCGUAUCGAUUCGUACUAUUGUUUCCUCGGUGGUCCGCUGAUCGUCAUUAUUGCGAUGACUCGUCCUUUGCUUUCACUCAUCUAGAAUCACCUGAUUAGAAGUCAUGUGAAUUAAUGAGGAUCGUAGAGCGCUUAAUAGUGAACUUACUCAAGAGAACGGCGGAGUAAAGAAGACAGCAAACCGUGUGUGACAAACGUAGAAUGGUUUUGUUUCAAAACGCUCUUCGCCAAAUUUCCCCGUUUUUUAAACAGAUGUUUUGUUUGUGAACAUCACGACGGGUGUUAGUAAAACGCGGGGUCGGGGUCGGAGCCACCCUAACUUUAACCCUCACCUUAAAACAGCAUUAUUUCAAAAAAGAUAGAUCCUGACCCCGACCCCGACCCGAUCCCGAGUUUUUCUAACACCCGAUUACGACAAAGACGUACGUUAUAGCCCUGCCACGUUUGUCACGCCCGAAAGUUUUCCGUUCUUUUCCAUUCUGCCAUCCUGUUACGUAAGCUGGCUAAUGCCCGAUGUCAGCAAGUAGGAACGGCGAGAUCAUAACGGUUUAUGAAUUAUGUUUUGGUUUUUCUAUUUCUUAAAUUGUAACUGUAGAAAUUGCAGAAUUACAAAGUACGUAGAAUAGGUGCAGUAUUAGUUUUUUCUAAUCACAACAUCCAGCGUUAACUAUAAUAUAUUUGGAGAUUAAAAGAUUUCACCGCCAUUGA
Porites lobata is the source of this 8110-nucleotide messenger RNA. Lineage: Eukaryota; Metazoa; Cnidaria; Anthozoa; Scleractinia; Poritidae. The record is from the annotation of a GenBank genome assembly.